CACAAUGAUUCCGCAGCGCUUUUCUGCACCCCCUUUCGCGAACCGAAAGGAAACACCUGAAAGCUCAUUUCAGUCUUCGAGUUUCAGCGAAGACGUAUAUCAAAGUGAGAGAAAUCUGCUUCCAUCUCCCGGAAACUCAUUUGCUAACUCUUCUUCUGGACCUUUUCUCGAUUCGGCAAAAAUGAGGCAACCAGAGAUUGAAAAUUACGGAAGAACAGAUUUAAAUAGCUUCACGGAGCCCGCUGGAAGAAAUUUGAACCAAUCUCCGAGUGGCGGAUUUUUUGCACUGCCUUCAGAUAAUAGUUUAACGCAGCCUUCAAACUCAGGAAACUCAUCUGAUAGAUAUUUCAAUGCACAUUCAGAUAAUUAUAACCAUGCCGAUAGUGGAAGUUAUAAUUAUAAUUACAAUCAUAACCAGGUUAAGCAUGGAAUCGGUAAACCAGAAGCCCCACAAGUGGUAGUACCUACAAAACCUCCGUUUCAGUCGAAUUUGGGUAGUUUUUCCAAAUCAAGUGGAAAUAACAAUGAUUCCCAAAAUAUAACUACAGGUGUAAGAAAUUCAAGUGUAAAUCAGCGCGAUUCUCAAAGUUGGAGUGGAAAUAAUUCAACUACAUUUCAUGCGCGAAAUGAUGUUGAUAUUGCCAGCCAAAAUCAAAAUAAUCGCGCAGCUUCAGAAAACUUCCAGAAAUUGUUCGACAAAAUCCAAAAUCGAUACCAGCAUCAUCAAUAUCAAAGCAGUGGCGAUUCAUUUUUCGAUUUGGACAGGUUCAAAAAUACCGAAGAUUCGGGAAUGCGUCGAAAUAACGAUGAUGCUUAUGAUAGAAGCACAAAUAGUAGUUCCUAUAGAAGAGAUUCGAUGGGAAGCGUGAGCAGUUGUUCUACGUCGGGAUUUGGUCAGAGGUUUGGCCGAGAUAGUUCUAGUGACUCUGGGUGUAACUCUGGAAGUGUGACAGGAAUGUCGACAGGUGUUUCUGAUUUCAGCCAAGGAGGUAAAUCGAACGUCCACAGCAGAUUGUCAUUGACCACCACCAAGAAUCACAACCAGGCCAAUCAGAACCAAGAAAUCCAGGCACUCAAUACUGGCGUGUACCUGGACCCGUUCAACUGUGACUUGUACGUGACAGUGUCGAAUAACGGAUUGUCAGCUUAUGAUUUGGGAUCGAAAGGGUUCCAGAAUUUGUGGGGAGGCAUUAUGGCCACACAUGGACUUGUUUCUGGAAAGGCAGCUUUCGAAGUGUACCUUGAGGAAAACCUGCAGGUGGAGUUUGAAGAGAACGAGACCAAAGCAGGCGGAACUCCCCACGUCACAAGAGUUGGCUGGUCACAGGAUUUCACAGAUUUGAAUCUGGGAGAAGUGAAGGACAGUUGGGGCUACGGUGGCACGGGGAAAAAGAGCACAAAGAGGAUAUUCACUGAUUACGGGGUCAAGUUCGCAGUUGGAGAUGUUGUCACCUGCUAUUUAGACAAGAAAGCGCAAGGUGGCCACGGAGAGAUCAGUUACGCAGUGAAUGGCCAGUUCAUGGGGAUGGCCUUUGUGCUUAACAAGUGCGAAAAACCCCUCUUUCCCCACAUAGCAUCCAAGAACAUGAAGUACUCUGUAAAUUUUGGGCUGGUACCUCCGGUCUUUGCCCUUCGGCCUGGAUUUGAGAUGAUUGCCAGGUGUGGCGGGGAGCUGCAGCCAGCGUUUAAACCGGGAGAGUCGCCUGAAGAUUACGAGUGGAACAUGUUUGUUGGACUCCCGGCUGCCGGGAAGACGACCUUCAUUAAGGAGUUUGUGGCUCGACACCCUGAGAAGAAGUAUGUGGUGUUGGGCACCAAUGACAUCAUAGACAAGAUGAGGGUGACAGGGUUAACUAGGAAGAACAACUACCACGGCAGAUGGGAGGCACUGUUCGACAGGGCAAACGACAUACUCAAAACUUUCUUCCGCUUCUCCCAUCAAAAGCUGCGCAACUACAUUGUGGAUCAGACUAAUGUGUAUCAGUCGGCCAGGCUGAAGAAGAAGAAGUUCUACAAGGGCUAUCAGUGCAACUGCUACGUGGUGAUGUGUGACCCAGCUGAACUGGAAAAGAGGACUGUCAAGACAGGAAGGGAGGAUGGCAAAUGGGUUCCAGUUAAGUCAGUGAUGGAGAUGAAGAAAUUCUACAAACUACCGGACCAGAAGGUUGAGAACUGGACUAGUAUUCACUACGUAGAGGAAGAUGAACAAACGAGCAAGAAACUGGUGACUGAGUACAACAAAGAAGCCAACCUGUUCUUUCAACAGAAACUCGACCAACUGCCAGAAAACAGAGAAAUCCCCCAUCCACGAUACAAACGGAUGAUCGAAGACGACCCGAAAGGACUCAAUUCCGAACCAUCAGCGAAACGAAACCGACUGCAAUCUUCAACAGAAAGUGACAAUGAUUACCAAUUGAAAUCGAGAUAUAUUAACACAGAAAAUAAGACAGUUGAUCUUGCAAAAUGCAACCCUUUCAAAGCAAAAACGGCGCCGCCUCUAAUGCCACGGCGAUUUGAGCCUAAGCAAGAAAACCCGAAUGAAAUUUCGAAUUCAAUUGGUUUACCUGCUGCUAAAAGUAUUAGUAAGAGCAGUAAUAAUUAUAACCAAAAACUGCAUUUAACUCGAUGGUCCCAAGAAGCGGAAAUUAAUAAUUUUUCCGGGUCAAGUGGAAAAGAUGUCAAUAAUGUAUCUUCAUUCCAGCAGUUUGGUUACAGUUUACACAAAGGUUCCGCUGCUAAAGAUGUGCCACAAACGGAAUUGUCAUUUGUAAAUAAAGAUAAUUUUGGGGUGUCGAAAGCUAUGAAUAGUUAUCAAAGUUCGAAUUACAAAAUUUCGAACAUUAUCAGUAGUUCCCCAAAUUACGUGCAGUCGAAAAAUGGCUCGCUGAGUUCCCCAAUAAAAACUGAAGUCUCGACAUCCUUGCAGAAUUCAAAAGAAGGAAGUUUCAAAAGACCUCAUCCACCUCCACCCGUGGUGGUUAAAUACAGUCAAACACAACAAAAAAUGAGAGGGGACAACGUGCCUCUAUUGAAACCAAAUAUCCAACCUUUCAAACCAAAUAUCCCGCCUUUUCAGCGACAAAUGGGAAUGAAUUUGAACUCAGGGGUAAAACAGGAAGCCAAUCAAAUUUCUUUGUCGCCUGUGGUGAACUCAUCUGCCCCGCCGUUUAGAGGAACCGCGAAUAGUAGUUUCGAUGGUUUGAGACCUGUUAGACCGACAUUAAGAAAGCAAUUAGCGCCUUUCAAGGCCAAAUCUGAGAGGCAAGAUAGUUGGUCAAGUGAUGGAUGGCUUUCAUAUGGCCACCAAAACGAAGCAUCUUGCAGAAGACAAAUUGAUGGAGUUUAUCGCCAAGAAGCUGACAAUUAUGAACAAGCGAUUCAAAACGAUAAUCCGAAUAGCGCAGAAAUGCAAUAUGGUCAAAUGAAUUUAGGAAGUUCUCAACAGAAUGAUGUGAAAUUUGGGAGUAGAACUGGAAGUUAUGGGAUGCCUACUGGCCAACUUAUGCAACAAUCAAGUACUUAUAACCAAAGAAACUAUCAAUAUGGGCAGGUAAAUGAUCAACUGUACCGAAAAAAUGAUCUUUUUCAGCAGCAAAAUGUGCAAGUUGAGCAGGAAACUAAUGCAGAAUUUAGUGGACAGAAAAAUAUUCAACCCGGUCUGCUCUAUUAUCAAUCGGCUCAACAUUUUGACCAGCAAUGCAAUCAAUUCGGAAGUGAUCAAAUUGUCCGGAAGUCGGAGGCAUUUAGUCUAAAUAAUCAAUCAACAAGUCAAAGCAGUGCUAAUACGGCGAUGCGCAAACAAAACUCAAGGUUCAAUUCGUAUGCUGACGAGUUCGCUCAAAAUCCUGACGUUAGCAAUGCUAGUCAUAAAAGUAUCGAAAGUACGUCACCAGGAAAGAUGUCAAAUCUGAAAAGAGGCUGUGAUUUCGAAACAAACCUAGGCGAAGGACUAGGAAUUGGAAUCAAACUCGAACCAGAAUUUUUAGACUAAUAAAUAGUUAAGAUAUAAGCAUAAACUAAUUGAACAAGAUUGUUCAUUAUUAUUGUAAAGAUGGAAUAAUUUUUUUGAUCCGUUUCUCAACGUUUCAUUGUACAUAUGUUGAUGAUAAUUUGACUUUCCUCUAAUUUGUGUGCUUGUUUGAGGGAAACAAAAGUCAC
Messenger RNA from Symsagittifera roscoffensis, 4158 nucleotides. RefSeq lists its product as uncharacterized. Gene Ontology annotation, molecular function: protein binding. The coding region runs from base 5 to 3991 and encodes 1328 amino acids. The transcript has 10 exons. The record is from RefSeq and is a predicted model, not a curated record. Lineage: Eukaryota; Metazoa; Xenacoelomorpha; Acoela; Convolutidae.